Messenger RNA from Penicillium malachiteum, 2106 nucleotides. RefSeq names its product Zn(II)2Cys6 transcription factor. Bases 1 to 2106 code for a protein of 701 amino acids. Gene Ontology annotation, biological process: regulation of DNA-templated transcription. The record is from RefSeq and is a predicted model, not a curated record. Gene Ontology annotation, molecular function: zinc ion binding; transcription cis-regulatory region binding; DNA-binding transcription factor activity, RNA polymerase II-specific. The transcript has 7 exons. Lineage: Eukaryota; Fungi; Ascomycota; Eurotiomycetes; Eurotiales; Aspergillaceae. Gene Ontology annotation, cellular component: nucleus.
AUGAGUGAACGGGGUUCGGAGAUCGUGUUUCGCGCGGAGAACCUGCCGAUCCGGUUCUUCAAGGCGUGUCGGUGGUGUCGCCGACAGAAGAUGCGAUGUGAUGCUCGUCAUCAAGUACCCUGCUUUCGUUGCCGGUCAACAGGUCGAGAUUGUAUCCUGGAUCCGAUUGAGGAUAACCGGCGGCGCAGUGAGCGACGCAGGAAAACAACCCCCGCACAAUAUAGUGGCUCAGUAGUAGCGUCCCCAUUGGAUCAAAGAAGUGGCUUUCACACCCCUAUCUCGAGGGAACAAGAAUAUUCUCCUCUCACAGGCCAGGAUGUUAGCUUUAAUGCCUCGAUUGACUCUCUCCCGGACUCGUCGGACUUGAGAAACCUACGGAGGUCUGUAACGGCCGAUCAUAAUGGUCCUGAGUCUCAACAAUUGAGUCCCAAUGACAUGAUCGCGCCGGUUUCGGCUGUUCAUUCUAUGUCUGUGAACCUACUUGGCUCUAACAACAUAUUCAUGGAACAUUCAACGAACGGUGACCCGAGAGGCGAUAUCAUUGCUCGUGGUAUCGUCACCGAGGAAAGAGCAAGAGUAAUGUAUGAACGAUUUACUGGCGGUAGUAAGAACUACCUCCCACUUUUCGAUCCGAUCCGAGAUACGUUUGACUCUAUUCGAUCCCGAUCUUUGUUCUGUUUCACCGUGAUUAUCUACUUGGCUAGUCGAGCAGUCAUGGACUUGCGGACUGAUACUCAUAUGCAACGAGUACUCCAGGAUGAAGCACAAAGAUUGGCCGAAGACAGCUUUUUUGAACGUCCGACCAAGCUUGAAACAGUCCAAGGAAUGAUCCUCCUUGCCGCUUACUCGGAGAAGACAUGGUUUUCAACAGCAUUGAUUUUACGCACAGCUCUUGACUCUGGUCUUGAGAAAUCAUUGGACACAUUGCUUUCACAAGAAAACAUCCCGCGCAGCUCACUCGCUGCUUCAAUGGAAGAUCGUCAGCUCGUAUGGCAAACCAGAACUUGGUUAAUUAGCUUCACGUUGGAGUUAGAUGUGGCUUCAGGAACGGGCCGGAAAUCGCGAAUAGGAGAGGUAGAUGUCACGAAACUGCGCAAGUUUCUAGAUUAUCCUCUUUCUUUACCUUGUGACAUGCGGACGGUGUGCAUCAUUGAAUUGCAUCAGCUUCGAGGACACUCGCGUAUUAUUCUCGAUAACUCCGUCACCGUUCGUGACAUUGUGGUGACUGAAUUACCUGCUAUAAUGACGAGGCUACAAAAUUGGUGGAUAACAUGGGAUGAUAUACACAACAACAACGGUUUCCAUGCUGGGGCUUUCCAGCGCAGUAGCUUGAAAUUAAUGCAUCUUUAUGCUAGAAUCUUUGUCCUAUGCGCUUCGCUAGCACGCAUUCAGAAGCUGCAGCCUACUUGUUCCAAUUCAGACUCAGAAAUAUUUGACCAGAAUGUACUGGAAUUGUGGCAGUCUCUAGUCCAGACAAUCAUGGACCAGCAGGAAUUCUUGAUUAAUGAGCCAUCCUACCGAUGCCAGUUAUCUUGGGCACCGACCUACCCAGCAUUGACUAUAGCUUUUGUUACCACUUUUGCGCUUCGCAUUGCACGCUGGCGGCCUAAUUUGAUUGAUCAAGACCUGCUUCUCGAGCGAGCGGAGAAAAUAUGUGACUUUUUGAAGCAACCGCCCUACCCGGAUAUCCACCGUACAGUUUCAAUAUUUGUCAACUACGCUCGAGCCUUGAUCGCAAGUCAACGUCCCAAAAGCCGUGAUAGUGCAGAUGGGCCCAACAUGUCUGAACAGAGUGAUGGGCCCGUGCCAUCCUACCAGGGUCUUGAUAGUCCUAUGGAGAAUGCCCCGCCUUUACCCACUAGCAUGGACGAUCCUCGGUACAGGGCCGGCACCGGGUUGCCGAGUGAUAGAGAUACAAACCUGGUCACCUUGCCAAACAAUGAUGGAACUGCAGCUCCUAGACCGCCCCUUCCAAGAAUGCCUGAUACUAUGGAAGCUCCUAAUUGGACUAUGUCUAAUUCUAUUGCGGAUUCCUUUGGGCUUUUCGAGGAGGGUCAAAACGACAUAUUUGAUUUCCUACCCAUGGUGCCUUCUUUGCCUCAGUGA